Molecule: messenger RNA, 2804 nt
Organism: Lepus europaeus (European hare)
Lineage: Eukaryota; Metazoa; Chordata; Mammalia; Lagomorpha; Leporidae
Gene: ARSI
Product: arylsulfatase family member I
Exons: 2
Coding region: 2-1717 (571 amino acids)
Source: RefSeq, a predicted model, not a curated record
CAUGCACGCCCUCACCGGUCUCUCCCUGGUCAGCCUGCUUAGCUUCGGCUACCUGUCCUGGGACUGGGCCGGGUCAAGUCUCAUGGCCGAUGCUCCCGCGGAGGCCGGCGCGCCGCCCUCUGCCGCUCCACCCCAGCCUCCACACAUCAUCUUCAUCCUCACCGACGACCAGGGCUACCACGACGUGGGCUACCAUGGCUCGGAUAUUGAGACCCCGACGCUGGACCGGCUGGCAGCCGAGGGUGUCAAGUUGGAGAAUUACUAUAUCCAACCCAUCUGCACACCUUCACGGAGCCAGCUCCUCACCGGCAGGUACCAGAUCCACACAGGACUGCAGCAUUCCAUCAUCCGCCCACGGCAGCCCAACUGCCUGCCCCUGGACCAGGUGACCCUGCCCCAGAAGCUGCAGGAGGCCGGUUAUUCCACCCACAUGGUGGGCAAGUGGCACCUGGGCUUCUACCGGAAGGAGUGCUUGCCCACGCGCCGGGGCUUCGACACCUUUCUGGGCUCGCUGACGGGCAAUGUAGACUACUACACCUAUGACAACUGUGACGGCCCGGGGGUGUGCGGCUUCGACCUGCACGAGGGCGAGAGUGUGGCCUGGGGGCUCAGCGGCCAGUAUUCCACCAUGCUCUAUGCCCAGCGCGCCAGCCACAUCCUGGCCAGCCACAGCCCCCGGCGCCCCCUCUUCCUCUACGUGGCCUUCCAGGCGGUCCACACCCCCUUGCAGUCUCCUCGUGAGUACCUGUACCGUUACCGCACCAUGGGCAACGUGGCCCGGCGGAAGUACGCGGCCAUGGUGACCUGCAUGGACGAGGCGGUGCGCAACAUCACCUGGGCCCUCAAGCGCUACGGCUUCUACAACAACAGCGUCAUCAUCUUCUCCAGUGAUAACGGUGGCCAGACCUUUUCGGGGGGCAGCAACUGGCCGCUCCGGGGACGGAAGGGCACGUACUGGGAAGGUGGUGUGCGGGGCCUGGGUUUCGUCCACAGCCCCCUGCUCAAGCGGAAGCGGCGGACGAGCCGGGCCCUGGUGCACAUCACCGACUGGUACCCCACCCUGGUGGGUCUGGCGGGAGGCAGCGCCUCAGCAGCUGACGGGCUGGAUGGCUACGACGUGUGGCCGGCCAUCAGCGAGGGCCGGGCCUCGCCCCGCACGGAGAUCCUGCACAACAUUGACCCUCUCUACAACCACGCCCAACACGGCUCCCUGGAGGGCGGCUUUGGCAUCUGGAACACAGCCGUGCAGGCUGCCAUCCGCGUGGGUGAGUGGAAGCUGCUGACCGGAGACCCGGGCUACGGCGACUGGAUCCCCCCGCAGACGCUAGCCUCCUUCCCCGGCAGCUGGUGGAACCUGGAGCGGAUGGCCAACGUCCGCCAGGCUGUGUGGCUCUUUAACAUCAGCGCCGACCCUUACGAGCGAGAGGACCUGGCUGGCCAGCGGCCAGAUGUGGUGCGCACGCUGCUGGCCCGCCUGGCUGACUAUAACCGCACAGCCAUCCCCGUGCGCUACCCGGCUGAGAAUCCCCGGGCCCAUCCUGAUUUUAACGGGGGUGCUUGGGGGCCCUGGGCCAGUGAUGAGGACGAGGAAGAGGAGGAGGAAGGAGGCAGGGCUCGAAGCUUCUCCCGGGGCCGCCGUAAGAAAAAAUGCAAGAUUUGCAAGCUGCGAUCCUUCUUCCGUAAACUCAACACCAGGCUGAUGUCCCACCGGAUCUGAUGGGGCCAGCGGGAUCUCGGUGUGUGUGUCGGGGGGCAACUGUGCUUCCCCACCGCAGCCUGGCCCUGCUGCUUCUCAGGGAGAGGCCUGGGGUCAGUCUCCCCCUGCAGGGAAUGGAGGGCUAGAGCCCCUCGGUGACACGGGGUGGGGCACCUCGUGGGGGUGGGGUGGGAAUAAAGCAGCCUGGGCAGCCUGGGUCCCCGUCCUGCCUCUGCCUGGCUGGCACUGUGAUCUCAGGUGACCGGCGUGAGCUUUCCGCCUUGGUGUCUUCGUCUGGGAAAUGAGCUCUUGUGACUGCGUGACUGGGAGACGCACCCGGGGCCGCAGAGGCAUUCCUAGCCAGCGUCUCCACCUUGCAGCUCCCUUAAGGCCCUCCUCGGAGCCCCGGAUCUCCCUGGCCUGCGUGGGGGCGGAGCCACGUGGAGGCAACUCCAGGCCUGGACGGCAGCCCCAGAGAAGGCAAUCUGGCUGCUCGACAGCGGUAUUCUGAGUGCUGAGAGUGGAGGUGCAGGAUCAGCGGCGGGGGUCAACCUUCUGGGAUCUUCACGUGGUCCCGGACCAGUCCUGGGGUCACCUGAUCUCGUGGGGGCUGUGCUGGAAACUCCUCUUCCUGUCCCCAGAACCCUGAGAAACAGCUGUGUCCUUGGCUGCUGCAGUAUCCAGGGCGGGGGCAGAGCUGGGUCAGAGCCCCUGAGCCCGCAGUCAGGACACCUGGGCUCUCCUGUGAUCUCAGGCACAGCCCUUUGCUAUUGGGCUUUGAUUUCCCCACUUGCAAAUGAGCGUGCUGGCUGUGGCUCUGCCUACCUCACAGGGCUGUGGAGGCCUGGCCAAGGUAAGGGUCCGGAGGAGCCUUGAUUAAAGUGACAUAACACAGACGCAAGGGACCAGUGCUGUCGGUGAACACGUGUGUGUGCACGCUUGCGUCCUGGGCACAAGGGUGAGUGUAUGGGAGGGGGAAGGCGGAGGCAGAGUGUAGGAGUGUGCAGUGUGACCUCUCUGGGCCUCAGUGCCCCCUUGUGUUACAGGGAUGAUCUCGGAGCCCUUCCUCCACUGGCCGCUCUGGGCAUCCCGUGUGCGUGCGUGUGUG